AGCGACGUAAGAAAGCUGUUGCGUAGCACACUCCUGGUGCAGGAGCUACAGCUAGAGAUCCGUUUCCACACCGGUAGCGUGUGCAUUUGAACUUUGUCUGUCUCCUUCGCAUCUUUUGUCCAGAAAAAUGUCCGACGACGCCUCCGGGGCCGCACCAGCUGGUGGUGGCGGCGCCUCCGUCGAGAUCGACGAGAAGGCCGAUGAUGGCGUGGCAAAAUCCCAGUACCGCGUGGCCCGCAUCCCCCCGCAGUACGAAGCUGCGCUCCCCAGUCUGGAGUACAAGCUGAAGACGAUCGACCACUUUGAUGAGUGUUUCGAGCUGGCCACCGCUGAAUACAAAGACCCCGGGACCGGCCAGAUCCGGCUGGUGAAGAUAUCAGAUGCAAAAAUGUCUGGGUCUGGAGGGAUGCGAACUUGUGAUGCGCAUUUCACAACACAGACAAAUCUCUCAUGCAUAGGCAGCAAAAGAUGCGCACUUCCUGUCACCAAAAUGGGGGAUUUGUCAGGCGGAUUAAGCAAUGCGGAGGCUUCUCGAAAUCUGUGGUGCUAGGGCUAUUUCCAUGACAGACAUUCUGGGUCAUGCAAAAACUGCAUGACAACUAUCUGCAUCCCUCCAGACCCAGACAUUUUUGCAGUGCAUAGAAGAUCAAACGCUGCAAAUUUGGCCCUUUGUCCCCCUGGAUCCCGAUCGCGAACAAGAACGACAUCAAGCUGAAGGACCGGAUCCGGUUCGUGCCGAAAAAGUCUGCGAAGGAGAUACCAAAUGCAAAGAUUAAAAUGUCUGGGUCUGGAAGGGUGCGAACUUGUGAUGCAUACUUGGUGGAUCACACAAAAAUCUGUCAUGCUUAGACAGCAAACGGAGCUCCUUUUCCUGUCGCCGAAAGAAGGUGUUUGUCAUGCGGAUUAAGCAUUGGGAAACCGUCUCAAAACCUGUGAUGCUAGGCCUUGCAUGGCACACCUUCUGUGUCAAGCAGACACAGCAUCACAAACCUCAGCAAUGUUCCAGACCCAGACAGUUUUGCAAUCCACAGGAGAUGCAGGAGGACAAGUCUGCUGCCCGGGCCCAGCAGGUCCAGGACAAACUGGACUCGGUGCUGCAGUCCGACAGCGCGAAGGAGACGCGGUGGAAAUAUCUCGAGGAGGUGAAAGAACGCGACUUAGAGGAAUACUACCGCUCCGACCGGAUUGAGGUAUAAUGAAAUUAUCAAAAAACAUAAAGUAAAUAAAUCAAGAUGGUCAUGUAGCUACGUAGUCCUUGACGAACUUGUACUUGGUCUGCUCUAGAGCGUGCGCUUGAUGUUGACAAACGUGGGUGUUUUCUAUCUCCUGUUACCGUUACGUUAGUUUGCGAUUCCGCUUGUUUCGCAUCAUUAAGUACACAAGUCACAAGAUCUCACAAUAUCGAUUAAUCAUUUUAAUUUUUUGCACUUUGCUGUUCCUCGUCUCUACGAAACCCGGGUCACAACAGAGGUCUUCCUGCGGGACCAAAGACUGGAGUUCUGCAUGCGUAUCUACGAGGAGGUCGAUUUCUGGAGUCAUUUGCGCAUGCCGUUCAAGCUUCCCCGGCUGUUUGACGUGAUCGUCCCGACGGACAAGACCAGUAAGAACGACCGGCUGGACAUUGUCGAGGCCUUUCUGGUGUACGACUUGCCGCGGAGGCUUUCGCAAGCCGAGCUGUUCCACUUUAUGUACCACAUGCACCGGCAGAAAUUCGCAUUCGCGAAACACUUCUCCUCCUUUGUCAACAGCGUUUACUUAAACCCCAUGACCGUUGUGCCCACCUGGAACCUGUCUUGCUACAAUUUCGAGCUGGAAAAGCGGCAGCAGGAGCGGGCCGCCAAGGACCGCAUUGGUGGCCUCGGGGGCGGUGGGGCGACUGCGAGUGCCAACUCGGCGGGCGGAAUUACAGAGAGGCAAAGCAGUAGAGAACAACAACAGGCUGUCAAGGGGAAAGUGCCCGGCAAGGAGAAGCAAGCGGUGAAGAAGAAAAGCUCCACUGGACUACUGAAUUCUAGCGGGAAGCUGACGCGGACGCCGGCUUUAGAGCAGAGCGACGACGGAGGUGCAAGUGGCUCUACUUCGUCCGGAAUCAAAAGCGGCGGUACUUCUAAACACGGCGAGCCGGUGACCACCGAGUAUCAGCAGCGGCGGUACGCACUGGAGCAGAAGCGGGCCGCCGCGAAUUUGCAGCUCCUGAACAAAAAGAUCCGUCCAAAGCACCCCUGCUGCAGCGCCAUGCACCCGGACGACCGCUUUCUGUCACCGGAACAGGUGGUUGGGGGGGAAUUGUCCGACAAAUCGGACGUUUUCGCCGGCGCGCUGUGCAUCGCUGCGGACAAGCUGAAUCGCGUGAAAGACAGUGACGUGUCACUUGAGGAGCGGAAAGCCGCAGAAGUGCCGAUCUGCUCGGGCCUGGAGCGUAUCAAAUGCAAAAAUGUCUGGGUCUGGAAGAAUGCAAGCCUGUCAUGCUUGUCUGGCAUGAAUCGAGAAUCUGUGUUGCAUAGGCACGAAAAGGCCCUCUUACCUGUUAUGCAAAAACGCAGUUUGCAAUGCGGAAUACGUCGUAAGACAUGGGAGCCAAAAUAUUUGUCAUGCAUAGCGGCGUACUGCAGUCCGUCUACCAUUCACUUUUAACAUUACAAGUUUCGAGACCCAGACAUAUUUGCAAUGCAUACAGCCGCCCGUGGAGCGGUUGUGUAUCGGGGCGGGGAUUGCCAUGUUCUACGACGAGAAAGCGCGAAAGCAGAUGGAGGACGCGGCCAGCAAGAAGAAAAAGGGAAAGAAAUUCGUCGACUUGGAUGAUGACGAGGAGAAUGGCGAGAAAAAGCACACUUCAAAAAAAAACGGGGGAACAAGAAAAAGCGCGAAUAGCAAGGCUGGUACAACAACAGACAGCUCAUUAUCCGGCGGGAAGCAGCUGCAAGGAGCAGGCAAUGGUACUACUACAACUUCAUCCGUGGGUGCAGAAGUCGACGAACAGACCACGGGUGGGAUGAAGAAGGACGCAACAGAAGUAGGAGUAGUAGAUGAUCACGGAGGUGAAGUCGUUUCUAGUGCGGCCGAUCAAGAAGGCAGCACAAGAACUGCAACAGGAGGUGGGGACGAGAAGCUGACCGCGACAGAACAUGAGCAACAAGGAGAAUCAUCCGCACCGCAACAAGGUGGAGACACGGACAGUGUGAAAAGAGCUAGCAGCACUCUAGACACCGUCGAAGAAGAGUCCGAGCGCGCCCGGCUGGAGGCGGUCCGGGGGAUGGACAACCAGUAUGGGGUGAUCGUCCCCUUGGCGCAGGUAUGCAUUGCAAAUAUGUCUGGGUCUGGAAGGUUGCAACUUGUGACGCUGGCUUUGGAUUCUGAAAAAGAUUUGUAUUGCAUGAACAGCAACAGAGGUGCAAUUUUUGCUACGCGGAGAGGGCAUUGCUCAUGCGGUAUGAGCAUCAGAAAGCCCUCGCAGAAUCUCUGACGCUACAGCAUGCAUCACAGACCUCGUGGGCCAUGCAAAAUCUACAUGACAAACUCCUGCACUCUUCCCGACCCAGACAUAUUUGCAUUUGAUAGCAGGAGGUGCACCAGAGAAGCACGUCGCCCACCAGUAAGGUGCCGGACAAGUUUGAAGAGAUUAAGAAAGAGGAAAAGCGGAAACAGCAGGAAAAGGAAGAGAAGAAAAAAGCUUCUAGUGCUGGUAGUGCAAGUUCAUCCGCAGGAGCAAAAACAGACACGGCGACGGAUGUUGGUGGAGGAAGUACAAACAAGCAGCAGAACAAAGACAAAGAGAAAGGCUCAUCGUCAUCUGCAGGUGGAGCAAACAAGCUGUCGAGCUCUUCUUCAUCUUCUACCGCAAAUCUCCAAAGGCAAAAUAGCAGUGCUAAGCCCUUUUACACCGCGGAGCAGCAGAAGUCGUUGGAGAAAAUGAAGCAGUACUUCUGGAUAUCCUGUGUAAAAACGUACCCACCCCAGAGUUGUCAUGCAAUUCUGCAUUCCAAAAAAGUUUCUCAUGCGUAGCGCCAUCAAAAGCAUUUUCUAGUCGUGUUUUUCAAUUUGUGAUGCUAUAAUGAGCAUGAUAUACUAGAUCUGUGAUGCUGCUGAACUACCUAAACAGGAUCACACUAUGAGGAGAAACUUGUCAUGCCAACCGACCAAAGCUGGCUGAUUUGUCUAGCAGAUUUCCCAUCUUGACUCUAGUGGUAGUGUGGGGACGUUUUUACAAAUGAUACUGGAAGUACUACGAGCCGCUGGAGUGGGAGGAUAUACUCACCAACAAUGCGGUGUGGGACGCUUUGUCGGAUCCCCGGCUCGAAAACUGCUUCAACUUGGACCCACGCGCGCGGCCGACGGCGUUAGAGAUGAUAAAGCGUUUCGACCAGAAAUACGACCCGGAUAUCGAGGAGAAGGUCCGGUGCGAGAACCGGGGCAUCGAUUUUCACUCCUCGGACCUCGACGAUAAGGACCUUCCGUUGGAAUUAGCGCAGCGGAUGGAAAACGAAUGGGAGCGGGAAAAGUACAGCGACGCGGUCAAUUUUCGCUUCCAUUUUUUGCGGCUGGCGCAAAGGUUUCACGCUGAUUACUACGUGCCGCCGAUCGAGGAAUUCGAUGAGAGGUGGCGGAGCCAGUUUGAAUGAAAAAACACGAAGUUUUAGUACUUACUAACUAAGCAUUAAUUCCUUUGUUCAACAUCUGUGAUUCAGAAUCCAAUAGAAAAGCUGCAGUGUCAUCUUUCAAAGCAAGAAAGUAGAACUUGUUAUGAUCCCACCUGCGGCAUCAACGUCGGAGAUAUUGAUGUUGGGCUCCGUCAGUCGAGAAAAGAAGUAGAGAAUCAGUGAAAAAACGAAUUCGGUUUUGCAACAGUGAACAAAAAACGUCAAUCUCGGUUUUGUUUUCACCGGCACGACAGCGCACGACCUGCACUUACAACUACUGCCACGUAUAUUUACCAGUGCAAGAACUACAAACAGGAAAAAUCGGUCUUCGUAUUCUAUUCCUGCCCAUAAUUGACUACUUAUUAAGUAGUACUUACAGCCUAGUCGUACCGAGCAAAAAGAAGCAAAGGCAAAAUGAGAAUAAAAGCCUUAAUAAUAUCAAUCGUGAUUUUCAUUCGGUCUGCUCGUGCACCGCGUCGUACAAAAACAAAGAAGGACAAAUACCGAUGUGAAUUGGAUUGGUCGUCUCCUAUUUGUACUUUCGUCGUUUUCGUAUUCGUGGUCUUGUUUUUGAUAACAUUCAAAUUUAUCCUUGUCUUGUUCCUUUACCGAUGCACUACCUACAGGACAAAAAAUCACGCCAACUUUUGGUCCCCACACGACAAUUCGAGCUUUACCUGACUCUCACUAGUUUCCCACCGCAAGAAAUUUAUACUUCGCAACUGCAUCCAAGCUAGUACGGAGUCUGACUAAGCUGCCGUAUUGUUCAAUCAGAUUAAGUUUCAGAGCAAAAGCUACUUGAGUUUCCGAGAAUAAACUAACAACCUCCUUUCGUAGGCAUCAUGGUGCAAGAAUUGAGUAUUGCGGACAAGAUCGCCGCCCUGCGGAAAACCUCCAUCGUGCUGGGCGCAGCACCCUGGGAACUGAAAAAGCGCGAGGGACGCAGGACGGACUGGGUAUAAUAGAUUCAUAUUUAUUUUUUUAGUAGUACAACUAUCAAACCGUCUUGCUGCUGCUCAAUGCUGAAUCUUGCACUUGAUGAAUGAUCCAUAUGAAGCUUGCUAAUGGCUAGGGUUUAACUCUAAAGCGCACGACACCAAAAUUAAUUCAAAACGAAUUCAAACCGAUUUCAAAAUGUAGCACUUUCGGCGUUUCGGAAACGUCAGAGUGGCCUGAAAGUCGUUUCCUUCGUUUCCUCAAAUCGGCUAAUGUUGAGCGAAAGGCGAAGCGCCCGUCGCACCCGUUGGCGUUGUCUUGAAAGUGGCGCCAGCGUCUAUGCUUCAGAAUGUAUCUGCUAUUGCGCAGGUCCCAUGCCAUGGCUUGGGACAGUGAGCCCUUCCGGCGCAUGGUUUCUGUUUGUGGCGAUGGCCUAAUCAUCUCGUCUGAACCAGGCGCCGUCGUCUCUCUGAGGCCGCCGCCUGGCGCUGGUUUAUCUUCUAUCAGACGAGGAGGACGCGCGGCAGCCUUCGCGCAAAAAAACGAAGGGGCUGCUCAGGAGUGCCUAGCGCUCCAGCUUGGCUGGCUGGCGCACAGUAGCACGGGGGUUAAAGCGAGCGCAUCUGCUGCGCUGAGUCGUGCCCCUAUUUUGGUAGUUGAGCCAAUGUUUCUAGCACGAGCAGAGCCCUAAAACAAGUAAAGACGACGCAGGGCAGAGCGCAAUAGGAAUAGCCGGGCCGUGUUUGGUGCGCUUCAGGGGUAGAACGUAGCGCCAGCGCGUCUGACUUGGCAGCGUCGGGGCGGUGUUUUCCUCUCCUCUGGUUGACCCAGGUCUUGCUUCUUGGAACUGUGUGCUGACCACACGACAACGUCCGGUGGAGUGGCUCCAACAUUGGCGGCGUCUCCAGGCCGGGACCCUGCGAUGGACGAUUAGCACUCUCGGCAGGCCCAGUCCCGUUCUGGGCGCGGGAUUGCCUGCUCAAGUGUGGGCCGGCCCCUUCUCCUCGCGCAGUGCGCCUACCUCCACAGAGCUGCCUGCCUGCGGUUUCGCUUAUUCCGGCAGCCCGGGCGCCGGAAGGGCAUUCCGGACGGAGCAGUCCCGGGGCCGGGCGACUGGUGUGCUUUUCUCUUGCCAAGAGGGGGGGUUGCGUAUUGGCUUCCCCAGUUACCGCACUCGUAGACGGUUUUUGUAUUUUUCCGUAUUUCUCGGAGAACAGAAAUUCGAACUCCGAUUUUCUGUUUCCGGGGCUCAUUUCAAAAUCAAGUUCAAAAUCCGUUCAAAUUCCGUUCAAAACCAAAUUUCUAAUAUGGGGAAGGGGCUUUGAACGGAUUUUGAACGGAAAUUGAACGGAGAUUUGAAUUUCGUUUUGAAAUUGGCGGGGAAUUUGAAAUACGUUUUGAAAUUGGCGGGAAAUUUGAAUCACGUUUUGAAAUUGGCCUGUGGGAUGAAUUUCGUUUUGAAAUUGGCCUCCCCCAUAAAUGACGCUUCGAAAUGUCAACCGGGGGCGAAGCCACGCUCCGAGCCUAGGGCCGGGGCCACUCGACCGCCAGCAUGCCUGAAAAUUGCCGCCAGGUAGCCCCCACAGCAGCAGCGGCAAAGGUAUUCUGGAGGCGCGCGCGCUGCGCGCGCGCGUAUUAUUCAUCUUUCAUUCGCCAGCUAGGGCCAGCAAUAAAUGCCGCGCGCCCUGUGUCCUUCUUCGUGUUUUGGCAAAGCGCAUCGAAGCGCGAAGGCCUGUGGCAUCGCUUGGAGUGGAUGGCUGGAAGCCGGACAACCUGGGGCCACUGCGCUUGUGUGGUCGUCCACGCCCAAUGCUGUGGCUGCGCGGCUAAUUGCCUUGCUUCAGGUAGAUUCGUUGUCUCUGCGGUAGUUGCUGCUCCCCACAUGGUGGCCUCGGGAGUUCGACGCGGGCCGCGACGGUGGUAACCGAAGGGCCAGGCCUCUCUUGUCCCGCCUUGCAAAAAAAGCAAUCCGCCCUCCUGAAGGUUGGGCGCUUAUUUUUCAUACUCAUCCGGGCGAGUAGCAUAGCGUAGCCUCCUCGUGUAUUGUGGCCUUUGGUUGUGGUGUCUUCCACCGCCCGGCCCCGUGCUGCCUGCGGCCGGCGGGAGGGGUGCCCGGUAAGCUCGGCUUUGUCGGGCGUUUUCCUUCCACAAACCGGCGGAGGGCGCUCGGUGGGAUCGUUGAAUGAUAGAUGCUCGCCGAGGAUGGUGUGAGUGUGAGAGCGGUACAACACCACGAGCGGGCGGUGAGUGAUGGGAGUCUGCUUGCGACUAUUGUCCCCAAAGCGUUCAUUGUGUGGGAUGACGACCAAACCUGGGCCAGGUUCUGUGGUGGGGCGGGCAUGGCAACUGCUGACUUUUUUUGCAAAAUGACCCUCGCCACAGGUGUCCAAUGGCACCAUGAAAGUCUGAAACAUUGAAAUUUUGAAUUUGGUUUGAAUUCGAUUUGAAAAAGAAUUAAUUUUCGGUGACUUUGGAUUUAACUAGGGUGUUCUUGUACUAAUGCACACUUGGUUCAUCUUGAUCACGACAUCAAAUCGAAAAGAAAGUUAACCACGCUCGUCAUGAGACAACGAACGUAAAUAAAAGCAAAACUACUGUACCACGAAAAAGUUUUUUUUACGCAAGAUGAACAAAAUCGAUAGGAAUAAAAAUCAAAAACAGAACCACGCCGGGCGCCCGCGCAACGGCGAGAAGCUCCAAGCCAAGGCCCCGGCAAAAGUGGAAAAGGUUCCGGUUUACACAACCGCGAAACUUGAGUCGGAGAUGAAGGCCCGCUUCCAAGUCGUCGGCUUCACCCAGGCCUCGGCUUUUUGAGGUGCUGAAGCAAAUUAGCUUUUUGUAGUAGAACAAGGGUAUAAAAAUACAGUACAACACGCACAAUGAAUUCUUUAACAGAGCAGGAAGUUGUCCCCUCACAAAUCUUCCUCGUCUAGAUAAUCAAACAGCCCGCUUUCACAUUUUACGUAGCCCGUGAACUACGUUGGUUCUUUAUUUGCUCACUGCAGUUCCCGUCGUCGGUGGGUCAGUGAAAUAAAAAGACUAGCGGCGCAUAAUUUUUUCCUCGACAAAGUUUUGUGUAGUUCUAUGAGUUUCACAACAGAUUGUUUGAUGAGCGUAAGUACCCCGACCGCGAUGCAUUCAUGAAGCAGUGCAGCCACAACAUCAAGUCGAAAUUUUGUGACUACUCGAUAGAGUUAGAGGAAAAACACAAUACAAAAGUUGUACUCACCUAAGCUAGCUUGGUACCCCCAGGCUGCGAUUGACCAUAAGCAUAGCAUUUUCAUCACAAGAAGUCACACAGAAGAAUAUACUGGGCCAAGAAAGCUGCAACCCUGCUAAUUGACGCGUAUCCCCCUGUUCCUUGCGAAAAUUACUAAAAGUUUUUGCG
Messenger RNA from Amoebophrya sp. A120, 8961 nucleotides. Lineage: Eukaryota; Dinophyceae; Syndiniales; Amoebophryaceae. The record is from the annotation of a GenBank genome assembly.